AUGAAUGACAUCAGUCAGGUGGUGAAGAACUACUACGCAGUAAUUGGUCAAAAGGAUGAAGACAUUUUUGAGCUCUACCGUGACAACAAACGCCUGCAGAAGCAGCUGGAGGAGGUGCUCAUGGGUGAGGAGGAGCGCGAGACAGACCGACGGACACUGAAGCUUUUGGUAUUCACGCUGCAGACCGAGCUACGGGAAAAGCAAAUGCUUAUUGACGCCCAGCAACAGGAAAGCGCUGCCAUUCGCGACGCCGUCUGGCGCGUGCGUGAGGUUCUCAAUAUGUCCUCUGAGUUAGACUACCCCGUUGGGGCUGUCAUCGAUGCCUGUAUUAACCUGCACACGGAGUGCGGCGAGUUGCGGGCGCGGCUGGAGUACAUAGUUGGCGUGUGGAGGCACUCAAGGUCGCUGGCUUUUCCCACACUGUUUUGGGCGGAACAGUACGCCCGUGACGCCAUUUCGGACGCCUGUAACGGUGCCUACGCCUCCUUGGCACGCCUCCUGCGAUGUGCAAAGCAGGCUCUAGUUGAGAAGCAGCAGCUCCGCGAGUCCCACAGAGCCGCGGAGAAUGCGCAGGGCCAGAGAAUGGAAUUGAUGGAAAAACAAUCGCAGGUGGAGCGCUCACAACAGGAGCGUGCUGUGGAGGAGUGGAAGGAGCAAGUGACGUGCGCCAAUGGACACCUGCUGCUGCUUCGGAGCUGCCUGCGCCACGAGCAGGAGGAGAAGGAAUUGCUCAUGGAGGCGGCGUGUACCCGGCUGGACUUGAUGGUGGAACGAAGCGCCGAUGUGGAGCGUCUGUUGGCAUUGGCGUUUAGAGCCGUCGUCCGUCGUGACAAACAAUUACAGGAGGUGCGGCACGAGGCGGCGGCGUUGCGUGGGAAGUUGCAGAAGUUGCAGGCUGACUUUUCCCGCGCAAGAGCCCUGCUGCGGCGGAAGCCGCUAUCAGACCCUCCCCAACAUCACCACCACCACCACCAGCAGCAGCAGCAGCAGGGACUAGACAGCAGUGGUUGUAGCAAUCCCAUGACGCGGGACAAUGGCGAGAAGGAGAAGGGUGGCACCGUGCAGGAUGCCUUCCGUGCACUGCUGGUGGAGCACGAGGCGCUCAAGGCGGAAUGGCGGGGAUGCGUUGAGCGUGAGCGGGAAGCGCGACAGCAGGCAGCCACGAGGAUCAAUAAACUGAAGGCCGAGUGCUCCGCGCGCGAGACCGCAGUUGUGGCGUGCCAAGAACGUUGCGCCACACUUGAGAAGGCGUUGCGGCGUACGCGGCUAGAGGCAAAGCGUCAUUUAAAGGAAGUGCAUCACCUGCAGGAACGACAUGCCGCGGCGAGUGGCGAAGCGAAUCUCCACCUGGAACGAAUUAAGGGUCUGGAAGAGAUGAACCGUGCGCUCAGGGAGGAGAAGCUGACGCUCUCGUCACGCGUAGAGACUCUGCAGGAAAAGGCACGGGAAAAGGAGGAGGCGUUGAACUCUGCAGAGCGUAAUUUCCGUGAGCGUCUCGCCGCGGUUGAAAGGCGACUGCAAACGGAGAAGGAGGGAUUUCUCGGUGAGCUGAAGGAGUGGACGUCGGUGCUGGAGGAGGCGCGCAAAAAGCUCGCCGUCGCGGAGGGUGAGCGUGAUCGCGAGCAGAUGCUGCGUGGCAUGUUGGUGGAGCAGCACCGAGAUGAGGAACGGAUGCUGAAGAAGGUUGCGGCAGAGGAGCAUCAGGCGGCUGUAGCGGUGCUGCAGAGCAAAAUAGAUGUGCUUGAGCGUGCCUGCGAAAGAAGCGCCGCGGUGAUUGCAGAACUUCGCGAGGCACUACACCGGGCCAAAGCAGAGACAGGCACUGCCUAG
Trypanosoma conorhini is the source of this 1830-nucleotide messenger RNA. Its product is annotated as viral A-type inclusion protein. The record is from RefSeq and is a predicted model, not a curated record. The transcript has a single exon. Bases 1 to 1830 code for a protein of 609 amino acids. NCBI's taxonomy places the organism in Eukaryota, Euglenozoa, Kinetoplastea, Trypanosomatida, Trypanosomatidae.